AUGAAACAGCCCUUGGAGGGAAAUGGCUGCCGUCUAGGGGUUGAGCGGAAGUGUGCUGACCACAGUGGCAGUGAGCCAGAGUUGAGCCCCUGUCUGCCUCUCUCCUCUCAGGCGCACAAACAUGGUGAGACAGGACAUCAGCGCAGCUUUGCGUCUCUGCCUGGGGUGGUGUGUGUGUGUGUGUGUGUGUGUGUGUGCGGUGCAGUGGACAACGUGCGUGUGUGGCCGGGACAGGACGUGGUUGUGAGGUGCGAGACGGGGAGUGCGUCCGGCUCCUACACACAGUGGCUGCAGGUGUGUCCUCCCCAGGUGCCGCGCUUUGUCCAGCAGAGCCGCAAGUUCAGCUUCAAGAAGAGCGCCGUCCACGGCUGCUAUGACCUCCACGUCUCCGGCGUCGCCUCCGCCGACGUGUGCCUGUACUUCUUCGCGCUCGUCGAGAAGGACCAGAAGUGUGACUACAUGUUCCAGAGGACACAAACUAGACUCACUCUUGCAGAUUCAGUGCCGGUGGUGUUUGACCCCUCCUGUCCCCCGGUCCCAGAGGGCGGCUGCUCUCUGCCCUGGACUCUGCUGCUGAUCGCCGGCUGCCUGCUCUCCACUCUGCUGGCCCUCACCUGGGCACACAGAAUCUGCUGCAACACAGGCACAGGUCAGAGGGAGGAGGAAGCAACAGGAGCUGAAUAUCAGGUGGAUGUUUGCAAGUACCAUCAGUGUGAGAAGACCUUAAGAGGCCUGGACUGUCUUCAUACUGAAGUCACUUACAGACUGAUCCCUAUGGAGGCCUCUCAGCCCCCACACACUCCCACGGAUCUGGACUGAGGCCUCUUAAAAUACACACUUCCUGAAAAAGCUUCAGCACCCCCGACCCCCUCUCUCUUUCUCUACCACGGGGUCCCGGGUGUGAAUUUGAGUCCCAGUCAGAGUGCACACAGCCUCACACACUCUCUCAUAAAAUGAUUUAUUAGUAAUAAAUAAUAAAGUUCAAGUUCAACAUUAUAACAUAAAUUAAAUAGAAGUAAUUAAAAAGGUUUAUAAGGGAUAGUGUGUAGAACGCCGGUCAGGUUAUCAGGAAAUAAGUUCGACAGGGCGAAACAGACCCUGAGGCAUCAUCAGCAGUGUGUGCUUUCUCUCCCCGGUAAUGACCCGGUCUAAAGGAAAUUAUGGGAAUUAAUUGGAAUUUACGAGAAUUAACUGGGGAUUUUGGGUAAUUCAUACAAACUGUUUCACAGAUAAACAUUAACAUUUUGUUUCGUAAUAAGCCAUAUGAUUUGAAUGUUCAUAUUUUCGCUUAGCUUAGCAUACAAAGCUAGCUAGCAUGCUAGCGGGAAUCCCAUUCUUUGCCUAUUGUUUACUAGUGUGCUAAACUAGCAACACUGAACUGCCCAAGAUACACCACACCACUCAAAAACAAAAUCUGAUUGGUUGUAACCUUUUUU
Alosa sapidissima (American shad) is the source of this 1436-nucleotide messenger RNA. RefSeq lists its product as uncharacterized. NCBI's taxonomy places the organism in Eukaryota, Metazoa, Chordata, Actinopteri, Clupeiformes, Clupeidae. The transcript is spliced from 6 exons. Bases 1 to 819 code for a protein of 272 amino acids. The record is from RefSeq and is a predicted model, not a curated record.